GUGACCGUUUGCGCCCCGGAAGUAAUCCUCAGUGGAGUUUUUGAAAGGGUUAGUGUGGCGGAGCUCCUGCGAUCGUUGUUCUCGCUUAUAUCGGUUCACGGUUCGUGUUCCGGCUGCCGGGGCUCACCGGGCGGCUGCGUAUCCCCCUCCGGUCGGCUCCUGCUGCGUCUUCCGGCCCGCGGACUGUCCUCCGGCCGGGACCGGGCUGCUGGGCGACAUGGCGGCCGCAGGCGGCGCGGUUCAGCCGCACGUCGGUGAUGUAGAAGAAGACGCUUCUCAGCUGCUGUUUCCUAAAGAGUUUGAGAACGCAGAGACGCUGCUGAACUCGGAGGUGCACAUGCUGCUGGAACACCGGAAGCAGCAGAAUGAGAGCGCCGAGGAUGAGCAGGAGCUGUCCGAGGUCUUCAUGAAGACCCUCAACUACACGGCCCGGUUCAGCCGCUUUAAGAACCGGGAGACCAUCACGGCCGUGCGCAGCCUCCUGCUGCAGAAGAAGCUCCACAAAUUUGAGCUCGCCAGUUUGGCCAAUCUGUGUCCAGAAGCUGCCGAGGAGGCCAAAGCCCUGAUCCCCAGCUUGGAGGGUCGCUUUGAAGACGAGGAGCUGCAGCAGAUCCUUGAUGACAUCCAGACCAAGAGAAGCUUCCAGUACUGAAGGUCGACUGACAUGGUCCAACAAGCGCUUCGCAAAUAAAACCAGAUUUAUUUUUGACUCCUUUUUCUGACGCAUGCUCAGCUUUGCUCUGUAAAUGAUCUUUCUGCUUUAUUUCUGUGGUUGUGAGCAGUAACAGUGAGACUGAGGUAAAGAACUGUUGCUGAUGGACUUUUUUAAUAAAUAAAGGUGUGGGUGUGAAA
Archocentrus centrarchus (flier cichlid) is the source of this 852-nucleotide messenger RNA. It is a transcript of the gene polr2d, whose product is annotated as RNA polymerase II subunit D. Lineage: Eukaryota; Metazoa; Chordata; Actinopteri; Cichliformes; Cichlidae. The transcript is spliced from 4 exons. Gene Ontology annotation, molecular function: nucleotide binding. Gene Ontology annotation, biological process: DNA-templated transcription initiation. The record is from RefSeq and is a predicted model, not a curated record. Gene Ontology annotation, cellular component: RNA polymerase complex. Bases 218 to 652 code for a protein of 144 amino acids.